AGAYGCUCCCUCAGGUGUGAGUCCAGCCGUCACUGGGAUGUCUGGCUGUCCUCCUUUUCUUUCAGGUCAUGAAUCAAUAAUUCAUCCGGUCAUAUCAAUGCCGCCUACUCCCUUUGCACUUGCUUGCUCUCUCUUUCCAUGAAAACAGGUGAUGACAAGACAGCAAAGGAGCUUGUUAAUGGAUAGUUAAAAAACAACAACAAGGGCAGGGAAAGGUGUCAUUGGUUUUGAAACAGCAGCAGAAAAGGAGGUACUGCAGUGAAGGGGACUUUCUCUGUAGACUCUCAGAUCAGGAGGACCUGUUGAAACCUUUUCAGAACACUGAAUGGGAACAAAAACCUUUGACAAAUAUUUCAUCUUUUUCUGACGAACUGUUUUGCUUUUGUUUGCCCGUUUAAAUUUGACUUUCGCUUUAUAAUUAGUCGCAAUGUCAGGACUCAGCAGUGACCAAUUGCACAAAUCAACUUUAGGUGUCUACUCGAACCUGAUGGAACAUUUUAACCCCGGUCUUCAGAAACUCGUUGCACUUGGAAACAGCUACGUCAAAGCUUUCCAAGCCUUAGCCAUCUCCAGCGAGGCCUACUUCAGUGCUGUGGCUAAGAUGGGUGACCAGGCCAUACACACACUUUCAUCCCAUUCUCUUGGGGAUGUCCUGAUCCAGAUAUCUGAAACGCAGCGGAGACUCACUGCAGAGAUGGAGGGAGUGUUUCAGUGGUUCCAGAUUGAGGUGUUGCAAGCAAUGGAGAAGAAUAUCAAGCUGGAUGAGGAGUACAUUGAAGGGAGUCGCAGAGUGUACGAGCUGGAGGUGAGGAACCAGGCCGAGGCUUUGGAGAAACAACUCAGACGAGGAACCUUCAGAGACUCUCUGGAGAACAGCGAAUACAUGAUCUACCUAAAGCAAAGCCAGCAGGAGAUCCUGAAAGAGGAGGAGAGGAGGUAUCGCUUCUUGGCAGAGAAGCACUGUGGCCUCUCCCAGUCACUGCUGUUUCUUAUAAACAAGACUGGUGCAUCCCUGCAGCAGAAGGCAGAUGGAUGGAAGGAGAAGGUGAAUGAGACCAGAGGGUCCAGACCUCGAACUCCCAACCAUUUGGAUCAAGAGGCGCAACUCCGAGGAUCAGUGAACUCCCUGCUGCAAACAGUAGCCAGAGAUGAGGAUAUGUCCUGGGCCAAGCGGGAGCAGCUGGCACUGGGUCGAGUGCCCUCGAGAGCACCAUCUCCCCUUCCCAGCCGCUCCCGCUCCAGCUCGGUGGGGGAAUCUUUGGGUUUGGGUGGAGGAAGAACCAUGAAAGCCGUGGUGUCUCACCCUUCCUCAUCCAACCCCAAACUUCUGCCUUUCAGUAGAGGAGAGACCAUCAUUGUGCUGGUGCAGGAGCCACGGAAUGGCUGGUUGUAUGGACGCACAGACAGCAGCCUGCG
This is a messenger RNA of Austrofundulus limnaeus, 1416 nucleotides long. It is a transcript of the gene baiap2l2b, whose product is annotated as BAR/IMD domain containing adaptor protein 2 like 2b. Gene Ontology annotation, cellular component: nucleoplasm; cytosol. Lineage: Eukaryota; Metazoa; Chordata; Actinopteri; Cyprinodontiformes; Rivulidae. Gene Ontology annotation, biological process: plasma membrane organization; actin filament bundle assembly; actin crosslink formation. The record is from RefSeq and is a predicted model, not a curated record. Gene Ontology annotation, molecular function: protein binding.